This is a messenger RNA of Esox lucius (northern pike), 7496 nucleotides long. It is a transcript of the gene rc3h1b, whose product is annotated as ring finger and CCCH-type domains 1b. The coding region runs from base 303 to 3659 and encodes 1118 amino acids. NCBI's taxonomy places the organism in Eukaryota, Metazoa, Chordata, Actinopteri, Esociformes, Esocidae. The record is from RefSeq and is a predicted model, not a curated record. The transcript is spliced from 20 exons. Gene Ontology annotation, molecular function: metal ion binding.
GCUAACCAUCCAAUUGACACCCAAACUUCGGCAGCAGCCAAGCUGCAUAGUCGACAUGGCGACCGAUAAAAUAACUCCAGAUUUUCCUAAAGAUAGAUGAACAUCUUCCAAGUGUUUUGGAAUGAAAUUUGUCACGUGAAGUGAUGCGCAUCUAGGAUGUGUGACAACAUUUAAAGAACAUUUUGAGUUCGGAAGAAAGAUCUUGAUUCCAGUGGAAUCUUCCAUAUUUUUUUUCUUUGUUAAAAAAAACAAGACACACCUGUAAACACCCACCCACCCCUUUACACACACACAGUCCGGCGAUGCCUGUGCAAGCCCCACAAUGGACGGAGUUCCUUCUAUGUCCCAUCUGCACGCAGACAUUCGAGGAGACGGUGCGGCGGCCCAUUUCGCUGGGCUGCGGCCACACGGUCUGCAAGAUGUGCCUGAACAAGCUGCACCGCAAGGCCUGCCCCUUCGACCAGACGCCCCUCACCACCGACAUCGAGCAGCUGCCUGUCAACACGGCCCUUCUGCAGCUGGUCGGUGGACAGGUUCCCAAGAUUCAGCCGGUGGCCCUGAUUACCAGCCCGGACGACUUGGUGCACUAUGAGGAGGCCAGGCAGUGUGUGGAGGAGCUGGCCCUCUACCUCAAACCCCUGAGCAACACCAGAGGGGUGGGCCUGAGCAGCACGGCCCAGAGCAUGCUGAGUAGGCCCAUGCAGAGGAAGCUGGUGACCUUGGUGCACUGCCAGCUGGUGGAGGAGGAGGGCCGGGUGCGGGCCAUGAGAGCAGCCCGGUCACUGGGCGAGCGCACCGUCACGGAGCUCAUCCUGCAGCACCAGAACCCACAGCAGUUGUCGUCCAAUCUGUGGGCUGCCGUACGGGCGCGGGGCUGCCAGUUCUUAGGCCCAGCAAUGCAGGAGGAGGCCCUGAAGCUGGUUCUGCUGGCUCUGGAGGACGGCUCGGCCCUGUCCAGGAAGGUCCUGGUGUUGUUCGUGGUCCAGAGGCUGGAGCCACGCUUCCCCCAGGCCUCCAAGACCAGCAUAGGCCACGUGGUGCAGCUUCUCUACCGGGCCUCCUGCUUUAAGGUGACCAAACGUGACGAGGACUCGUCCCUGAUGCAGCUGAAGGAGGAGUUCCGUACCUACGAGGCGCUGCGGCGUGAACACGACUCUCAGAUUGUCCAGAUCGCCAUGGAGGGGGGGCUCCGCAUUGCCCCGGACCAGUGGUCCUCCCUGCUCUACGGGGACCAAUCACACAAGUCCCACAUGCAGUCCAUCAUCGACAAGUUGCAGACGCCGGCGUCGUUCGCCCAGAGUGUCCAGGAACUGACCAUCGCCUUACAGAGGACGGGUGACCCCGCCAACCUCAACCGCCUCAGACCACACCUGGAACUACUCGCCAACAUUGACCCGAGCCCUGAUGCCCCUCCACCCACGUGGGAGCAGCUGGAGAAGGGUCUGGUGGCGGUGAAGACCGUCGUCCACGGCCUGGUGGACUUCAUCCAGAACCACAGCAAGAAAGGAGCCGACCCGCAGCAGCCUCCCCAGCACAGCAAAUACAAGACAUAUAUGUGUCGGGACAUGAAGCAGAAGGGCGGCUGUCCCAGAGGAGCCAGCUGUACCUUCGCCCACUCUCAGGAGGAGCUGGAAAAGUAUCGUAAGAUGAACAAGCGACUGGCAGCUCGUCUCCCCGGCUCAUCUGGUCUGCUGUCAGAUGACGGUCUGCCCCUGGACCUGGGGGUGACCCGGAAACCUUCGCCCCUGACCAACGGCUCGGCUGGACCUGCCAUGCCCCAGCUGAUCGCCCGCGGUACGGACGGCGUGACCUACGACCUGUUGCGCAAACCCAAGAUGGAUGGCGGCAACAACAGCACCCCGGGGUCGCCCCCAGACACUCUGGACUCGGUGCCCAAACAGGGGUACGCCCAGUCCCCCCACGCCAUGUGUCACCCCAGGGGCCCGGGAGACCACAUGUCCAAACAGAUGCCCGGUGGCGUGGUUCCCCGGGGGCCUCAGGCGUACGCCCAGCAGCAGCUCUCUGACAUGUACUACUCUGACCCGCGGCCCCCACCCCCCGGGUCCUCGCAGUACGAACUUCCCCAGUAUUCCCAGGGUUACCCCUACCAGCAGCCCCAACCGUACGUCCCCCAGCGCUACAUCCGAAACCCACCCCCCACCGGCGAACCCACGGGGCCCGCCUACCAGGACCCCUACCCUGGCUACGGCCCCCCCGAGCGCUCCUACCCUUCCCCCCACACGGGCCCCCCCUUCGCCUACCCUCCGCCGCCCCACUACGACACGCGGAGCCGCCACGGCUCCUACCCCGGGCCCCCGCCUCCCCCGCAGCCCUACCCCUCGCGUGGUGACGACAUGGCCCCCGCCCCCACCUACCACCAGGAGCCGGCGGCCAGAGAGCGGUACCCCCAGGAGGGGUACUACCCAGCGGGGGCCCAGCCCCAGCCCAUGAGGUCCUACAGGGAGACGUACGGACGUUCCCCUCAGCCCAGCCUGGACUACCUCCACCGCCGCCGCAAGGAGCUCAUGGCUCAGCUGGAGGAGAGGAAGGUUAUCUCCCCCCCACCCUUCGCCGCCUCCCCCACCCUCCCUCACGCCUUCCCCAGCGACUACCCCCCCGAGUACGGCGAGGACAGUUCCCAAGCCUUCGGGAAGAGCCGGGAGCCGGACUACGCGGGCCAGUACUCUCCCUGGUCCUGUGACACCAUCGGCUCCUACAUUGGGUCCAAGGACGCCAAGCCCAAAGACGUCAUGGCGCCCGGCGCCAUGGAGAUGAUGAAUGUGGAUGGGAAGACUCUGCGGGGGGAGCCCUCCAUGGAAGCCCAGGUCAGGCGGGGGACAGAGGUGAAAGACGACGACCCCAUCAUCCCCUUCGGCCCCCAGCCCACCGUGUCGCGCUUCGGCGCCAUCUCGCGCACCUCCAAGACCGGCUACCAGACAACUGGGCCAGUGCAGGCGAUGGCCUCGGCCCAGGGACCCAACCCCAAACACAUGGCCAUGAGCGGGGAGUACUCCUAUGGAAACCAUGGGACCUGGGGUGGAGCUUCUUACCCCUCCCACCAAACUGGCUCCUCCUCUCAGGGACACUUCAGUGAAAGGCUGCCUAUGCCAGCUCAGGACAGAGAACAGCUGAAGAUCGAGCUCCAACAGGUCAACCAGCAGAUCAACCAACAGACCCAGAUUCACAGUAUAGAGACUGCUAGUAACCCCUUGCUCCUCCAGAGGGAGGCCGGCGCCCUGGCAGCCCAGCCCAGCCAGAGCCAGCAGCAGCAGGGGGGGAAGUGGCCGGGUUCAGCCGUGGGCUCCACCAGCCCCGCCUCCGUGACCAGCGAACAGCUCAGCAUGGAGCUCCACCAGGUGGAGAGGGAGAUCGGCAUGAGGACCAGAGAGAUGGCCAUGGAGAGCCAGGUGGCCCACGAGGUCCAGUAUAAGAUGAAGACCGCGGAGAACGGUCGGCAGGACCACAAGGCUCAGCUGGAGGAGAUUUCUCUGGCCCUUGGGGAGGUAUCCAAUGGGUCCAGUGGUCUGGGGCAAGAUGGGCCUGUGGGCGGGCCGAUGAUGUCUCUGGCCAGCAAGGCGGCUUCGCUCAGCCUCUGUUCUGAGCCGGGGACGGCGGGCUCGGAGCUGCAGAAGAACGGUGUGGUCCAUUCCUGCUCCUAGAACCCUCACACGCAGAAACACACUUUAGGCUAAAGCAUGCACACACACACACACACACACACAGAAGAUGAGCAGUAUCUGCCGUAAUAUUAAUUUUCUUUCUUUUUGUUCUGUGAAUGAGCUUUUUUUUUUUUUUCUUUACAAUUUUCAUCGCCUGGAAACCAGGGCAUUUGAUAACCUUUUAUUUCUAUUUUCUAUGAUUUUUACUGGGACUAUAAAACAAGGCUCUCAGAGUAGAUGGGGCAACCAAAAAGCAAUGAUCAUUUUAGUGAUGAUGAUGAUAAUUGUUCAAAGAACUUUUCCAACAUGGAUAAAAUCAUUUCAAUGGUGGGGUGUUACUCAGUUACCUCCUCCAUAUCUGUUGGCCCAGAACAAGGCAACUAAAUUCCAAACCAAGACUGUUUAAAGGCUGUCAAAUGGAAACGUUCAAUUGCGUGGGCAACAUUUUUGGUCGCAUGCUCUGCAUACCAGUCAUGCCCUUUGCGAACAUAGUUACGUCCACUGUAAUUGGCGUAAUUGAAGUGUGCGUUAUGAUCACUUCAAGUCCCGCAUGCCUGUUGUCACCGAGGCAUUAAUUCAUUAACAUUCGCUGUCGUUACCGUUUCGUUGAAGUUGGAUAAUAUUAUUGCAUUGACCACGGCACGGAGGUGUUGGAACAGCUGGCGUUCAGGAGCACACCACCCUAAGAAUCGUAAUGCUGGACUGACCAGAUGAGGGAGUCCAGGGAGACCACAAAUGCUGUCUCAGCCAGCCAUCAGAACCAGACCCGAUCGGUCCGCUUCAAGUCAUAUGAGAAUACAUGCCACCCUGAGAAGUAUGAUUUUAUUAGUGCAUUUUAUGAAUACAUCACGUGUCUGUUUCAUACUUGAAAAGCAGUAUAUUAUUAAUCACAGCAUUCUGUUUUAAAGAUUGCAAAAAUUGAUCUUUUUGAUAAUGAGCUUUCCUCAUGUUUUCUAUAAGGGAACCUACAAUGUGCUUCUUGUGGGAUGUGAUGUGGCUUGCUGCGUAGUGUCUCGUUUGUUUUCUGAUGGGCUGGAGUUCAGCGGAUCUUGAAUCGCGGAGAAAGCACAUUCCACGGAGUCACGUUAAGAGUUAUACUAAGUGUGGAUUGUCAGAUGAUAGGAAUGACAUUAUCCUGGGUGCGAGAAACUUGGAGUCCAUUUCCAGUGUGAAUUAAAUCACACAUAGUGAUUGGUGUUCUUGUCGCUCGUCUUCCUCAGAGCUCCUCAUCUGGUUAGUCAAAAGGCCUCCCCAUUGGGAUUAUCUUAUCAUUGGUUCUCCUUAACUUCUAUGAAGUUGCGUCCCCUUGUUUUAUUCUUCUCGCAUGUGUGAAUUGCGAUUAAGGGGGUGUGGCUUACCCAAACGCCGGUCUGUAAUUGGAAGGAAAGCAAUAAUGUUGCGUCUGUAUUCUGCCCAAACCUUUCUGUGGUUUGUGUGUCGAAAUCAACGAUGAAAGAGUGACAAUGUGUUUUUUUUUAGAAAUCUUUUUGACGUCUUUUUAAAAAAUCCUCCCAUUUCUUUUGUGUUUUUAACCGCAUGCUGUUUAUGUUAGUACAAGCAAUGAUCCAGGUUGUAGUGGAUGAAAGCCUGGAGUCUUGGCCACAAGCUGCCAGACACUUCAGCCCCUCAAUUACCCUCUAAUCCCAAACCCUCAAUUUGAAGACUUUUAGGGCCAACUUCUCAUUAUAUUGUAUACAAUAUAAUCCGUCUAUGAUUAUCAUCAUCAUCAUUUAUCGUUGUUGUUUUUGCUUUUCCUCUCAUGAAAUUGUUUACUGCUGAUCGCGGAGGAGUUCCCCCGCGUUUCGUCAUAAGCAGUUGUCCGGAUUGGCCACUGAAAAGAGCGGCGAUGAAAUGCAAAGAGGUGGAUCCUGGUUGUCGAACGGUUAAGGAUACAAGUGACGGGUGUGGGGUUGUGGGGGGGGGCAUAAUUUGGAUCUGGGUUUAAGGUGGGUAGUGAAUGAUAACUGUUAAGCAUGGAUGCAUCUCUUAGGGUUUUUUGUUUUGUUUUGUUUUCCAACCACACUUCAUGCCUCACGCUGCUCGUUGCUACAUUUUAUUGUUUAGGUACACAACUCACCUAUACAUAUGAGUAUGUAUACAUACAUUAAAUACUAAGCACUAUUAACGUGCCACUUCUUAUUCUACUCGCUCAGCAUUUAUAUUAAAUGAUCUCUAUUUAGAAUCAGCAAAAUGUUUUUUUUUUUUUCUUCUCCCCUGUCCUCUGGUUGCCAACACAGACUUUAUCCUUUCCCAGUUGAAGGACUUCUGUGGGCAUUGACGUGUGUUCACUUAAUCUUUUUGUGUUCAAACAAAGAUACGUUCUCUAUUGAAAUAUGCUUCCAAAAGAAGACACAUUUAUUGAUGAAAAUUUGCAACAACAACAACUUAAAAUGUUUGUGUGUGCUAGGUUGUAUUGUAGAAAAUUUACACUGACUUUUCAAAAUGAAGUGUGCUGUACUGGGUGACUGUGUGCAAAUAUUAGAAAUGUGGUGGGAUUUUCUCCUUCGAAGAGGUUAGCCGAGUAAGCCUUUAAUUUAGUCAAAGGCUUGCUUAAUAUUUUCCAAAAAUACUCCUUGGCCAUCACAUCAUAAUGAGAUGAUUUAGAAGCUGCCAAACUAAAUGAAAAGCCAACUGAAUUGGCACACUUGUUGCUUCUUUUCAACUGUCAUUGAGUAACCAAAUUGCUAAUCACUUGACACAGGCAGCGAAGUGUUUCCGUCACAUUUCGAACAAAACCUGUGUUUUUUGCCGGGAAAUUGUCAUUGACCUGUUGGGUUUUGUAGUUUUUGGGGUUUUGUUUGUUUGUGUCGUUGUGGAGUGAAAAAUCACUGACUUCCAAGUCUUACUGUGAUCUAGUUAAAUGCCUCACAAGGCAAAGCAUCAUGUGGUCCAUCCGCAGGGAAACUACUAUCAUACACACAGGUUGUGUAAUUGUUUCAGAGGUCAUGACCUGUGUCGUCAGUUCUGCUGUGAGCCUUAAAGAGUUUCCAUCCAAAAUGUUUCCCAUGUUUUCAGAUCACAAAAGUGUGCAAACAGUGACUGGACACACCAUCUGUGGUGCAGAUCCAACUAUAAGCCUUGAUUCAAAAAAUUUGGAAAAGAUGGGCACGGUUGGAUUUCCUGAACUUCACUGAGCACAUGUCAUCUUUGGUUCAGGCAUGUUUUAGAAUAUACACAGUCGAUACCACCGGCUUAUGCUUGAAUCCACAUGAACCCACUUGAGGUCUGAAAUGUGCAUUCAGCUUGUUUUGGAAGGAACUUGUUCCUAGUAGUCCACCAAUGACAACUAACAGAAGUGGUUUCUGUGGGAAAAGCAACAACGUUAAUAUCAGUCUCCUGCUUUCAUUUGUUUCCAAGUGAAACUGCUGCCCACCCCUGAAUUCACACAACCAAGAACCACAGCACUCUGUUACGGCUGUUUUGUGACUCGCAUUUUAAUUCUAAACUCCUGGGGAAAACUCAAUGGCUUUCUUUUAUAUGAUUACUCCCUUGUAAGAUAUCUCUUAAAUUAAGGUACAGGUUUGGUUUCAGCAAGAAAAAACGUUUUUAUAUGUAUAUUAUACUCCAUUAAGGAAUGUUUAGAAUUAUCUUCCUCCAAUGUGGAUGUAGCCAUUAUUACGCCAUUUUAUGACUUUGUAAGAGAAUUCACUGUGUGAAAAUUGGUUUGCAUUUUUGUAUAAUACAAUCUGCUUUUUUGUUUGAUACGAGAGGGAGGUCAAACUGGAAGUUUGAAGGGAGAAAAAUUUACCUGUGAAAUUAAGAAAAGGAAAAAAAUUAACUUAUGUACAACAGUGAUUCUAUGCUGAUGGGGAUGGAUUAAAUGAUAUUGCUAACUGA